Molecule: messenger RNA, 216 nt
Organism: Prunus armeniaca (apricot)
Lineage: Eukaryota; Viridiplantae; Streptophyta; Magnoliopsida; Rosales; Rosaceae
Source: the annotation of a GenBank genome assembly
AUGGCCUUCCUCGGCGUCACCCCGCAUCAGAUGAACCCGAAUCUGUUGAGGACUAUAUUGUGUAUGUUCGUGUUGUGGAAGAGGCACCAUAGGAUCGAGCCAAGCACAAACAUCUUGAGGUGUUGCUAUGGGUUAAGGAAGAGCCCAAAGCAAGCUGGGUUCUUCUAUCUGCAAGCAUUGCAGGGGAAGUUGCUGGAGAAUAACAGCAGUUCGUAG